AUGUGGAGGGUGAACAGAGGAGGCCUGGUUUCUCGGAGAGCCGUGUCCGUGCGCAAACUCUGGGCUGCUCUGCCCACAUCUCUGCCCCCGCUGAGGGCCGUACUGGAGAGGCAAGAGGAUCACGCCAUCAUCUUCAUCAGUGGUUCUCAGUUCUGGCUGUUUAAGGAUCUGUCUCUGCAGAAUGGUUUCCCGCAGCCGCUGUUUGCUCUGAAUCCCGCAGACCUGGAUGGAGAGAAACACGGUGUGCACUGGGACCCUGAUAAAGGAGUGGUGUGGGGGUCGGGAGUAGAGCGAGGAGAGGGCGGUCAAGUGUGGACCGAGCUCAUUGAAGGAGGAGUGAAUGGAAUUAUUACAGAGAACAAUGGAUCUCUCUUCCUCUUCAAAGGCUCUCACUAUUGGAAAUUUGCCCACCCAGGCUCCUCCCCUGAGGAGGGAUUUCCCCGACCUGUGGCCUCAGAUUGGUUGAAGUGCCCCGACCCUUCCCCUCAUCACCCUGGAGAUAUCUCUCUGACAUCCAUUGUUGGUCAGCAGGAGCUUCAAGAGAGGAAAGAGGAAGGCGCAUUGGAGCAGAUCAGGCGCAGGUCCAAAACUACAAUGAGACAUACAGAGAAUCAUGGGGAAUGUCCCUGCUCCAACAGCGCAUCACCACCUAACACAAGUCUGCAUUUCCUGAUGAUCAUCCUGCUCUUACACACUCUGACUUAUCAGUCAUCUGUGUCCCUUUUUACGACACGCUCACAUCCUGUUCGUCUUUAGAUAUUUUUAGCUGUUAUUUUUUUCUGGUUUCUUCAACUGUUCAAGCGAGUCUGUGCCCUCUGUAGCCCACUGUUCGGCAUGUUUUGCAUUCUGUGAUGCUUUUCUGCUCACCACGGUUGCAAUGAGUGGUUAUUUGAGUUACCGUAGCCUUCCUGUCAAGUCAAACCAUUCUGGACAUUCUCCUCUGCCCUCUCUCAUCAACAAGGUGUUACUUCCUGGCUGUUUUUUGUUUGUUCUUCUGUCAUGGCAUUCUGUUUAAACACUGUAGAAUGUUCCAGGUCAUUUGCAGUUUCUGAAAUACUCUAACCAGCCCCAUUCGACACUAUCAAACAAAACCACUUACAUUACGAUGUUCCCCCCAUUCUAUUCUCAUGUCUCAUGUAAACAUUAACUGAAGCUCUUGACCCGUAUCAUUACAUUGAUAUUACUGUAUAGCAUUAUAUUCCCCAGAGCACAGACGAGAUGAAAAAAGGGAACGAUUGCUGUAUGGCAUUCGUAUUUAUUGUGUCGUAUCUCGCUGGAUGACACUCGACAUUUGACCUCUGAUGUAACCUGUACUAAACUCCCAUCCCUGCCACACCUAAUAAUGAUUAAUGACUUAAACACACUUUGUGUCCAUCAGCAAUAGGAAUCAUUGCUAGAACAUUUAUUUA
Molecule: messenger RNA, 1409 nt
Organism: Ictalurus furcatus (blue catfish)
Lineage: Eukaryota; Metazoa; Chordata; Actinopteri; Siluriformes; Ictaluridae
Product: matrix metalloproteinase-17-like
Exons: 3
Coding region: 1-756 (251 amino acids)
Source: RefSeq, a predicted model, not a curated record